Messenger RNA from Aspergillus brunneoviolaceus CBS 621.78, 1364 nucleotides. Its product is annotated as syntaxin. The transcript has 5 exons. Gene Ontology annotation, molecular function: SNAP receptor activity; SNARE binding. The coding region runs from base 213 to 1133 and encodes 306 amino acids. The record is from RefSeq and is a predicted model, not a curated record. Gene Ontology annotation, cellular component: SNARE complex; endomembrane system; plasma membrane. Lineage: Eukaryota; Fungi; Ascomycota; Eurotiomycetes; Eurotiales; Aspergillaceae. Gene Ontology annotation, biological process: vesicle fusion; intracellular protein transport; exocytosis.
UCCUCCCUGUCGGAACGAACUCACCUCAUCCUAUCUACCGUCGAUCGCGCUAUUAACCCCCGUCGUCGUUUCCCGUACGACCCGAGCUCCGAUCGCUUUGCGAAUUGGUCCCUUCGAGCCUGCGACUUGACUCUUCCGCAAGAUAACUCCCAGUGACGCUAUCACUACGAAACUUCCAUCUCAAAUAUACAUAGCCUCGAAAUAAUAUCACAAUGAGUGGUGGCUACGGCCAGUACAACCCUUAUGGCGAGCAGGGCUACAACCAGAACCCCUAUGACCAGGCCAAUGCCGUCGAGCAGGGCCAGGGUAACGGCACCUACGAGAUGAAUGCGAUCGCGGAACAGCCGGCCGACGCCACCACGCUGUUGAACAAGUGCAGGGAGAUCAACGAUGGUAUCGCGGACCUGAAGGCCAAGCGCGAGGGUCAGCUGGCCGCCGCCCAGAAUGCCAUGCUCGACUCCAGCACUGGAAAGGAGGACCAGGUCGCCCGCCAGACUCUGGAUUACAUUGAGGACGAGAUCAACAACGGCUUCCGCUACCUCCGUGAUCUGUUGAAGAAGAUCAAGCAGACCCCGGGCUCCGGAGACAACCGCGUCCAGACGCAGGUCGACGUCACCAGCCGCAACCUCCGUCGCGAGAUCGAACAGUACCAGCGAUGCCAGUCCGACUUCCAGAAGCGCUUGAGAGAGCAGGUUCGCAGACGUUACGAGAUCGCGAACCCCGAGGCGACUCCCGAAGAGAUCGAGCAGGGUGUCGACAGUGUGCUGCUGGGCCAGGAGCAGAGCUUCCAGGUUACUGGUAGCCGUACUAGACAGGCCAACGACGCCAGACAGGCGGCCUUGGAGCGUUCGGCCGCUAUUCGCAAGAUUGAGCAGGAUAUGAUCGAGCUGGGCCGACUGUACCAGGAGGUCGCAGAGCUGGUUCACAUGCAGGAGCCUGCUGUGGAGCAGAUCAGCCAAGACGCCGAGAACGUUGCUGGAAACGUCGCCAAUGCCAACACUCAGAUCACGGAAGCCAUUGCCAGCGCUCGCCGGGCAAGAAAGUGGAAGUGGUACGCCCUGUUGGUCGUCAUCCUCAUCAUCGCCAUCGUCGUUGGUGUAGCCGUUGGUGUCACCGAAGCUAACAAGAAAUGAGGGCGGCUUCGUUCCAAGUUAACAUCCGAUGGCCGUGUUCGAACCAGCCGACUUGGGUCGGAUCGAUGCGGUUAUUCACGUCGAUCCUUAAAUCCCUAUGACCGAUCCCGUUGUCACACUUUUUACGCCAGGCUGUAACGAAUCCAUUGAUCGCGCCCCUUGUCCUAGUCCAGGUUUGUGCUUUUGCGGACAACUGGACAAUCACGGGGCCGAUUGCUAUUUCCAGUUUUG